AUUUUGUCAGCUGCAUUGUUCAGACUCUAGUGGAGUUUUAAUGAAGACAUUCGCCCGAGUUGCCAAUGAACCUUCCAUUUUGUCAGCUGUAGUGUAAUGAGGACUCUUAACGGAGUUUUAGUGAAGGCGCGCACCUAAGUUCUUCAGUGACCGUUCGGCUAGGUACUAUGAAAUUUCUAUUUACAUAACCGGCGGGUUGAGAAAUUAUUCAAGCCGUUGACUAGGCUUGUAAAACAGAAACAAGUUGAGAAAUUGAAGGUCCUUGUCGAAGAAACUGACAGAAUUGUCCUCUACCCAGCAGUUCUUGUCCUCUAGCAGGGGAAUCUUUUGUUACCUGGUGAAGGAAUCUAUCUCCGAACUACUAAUCCCAGAGAAAAAUGCAGCAUCCGUAUCAUUCCUCUAGGCAGAAGAAAGAGCACAGCCAAGCUCAGAUGACUAUGGUUUCUUCAACUGCCACUGUGCUCCUCUCUGUGUUCCUCGUGGGUCUGACUUGCUUGGCCAUAUACCUGUCCCAUCUCUUCUGGCUUAAGCCCCAGAGGUUCCGAAACAAGCUCCGGAGGCAGGGAAUUCAUGGCCCAGCACCUUCGUUUUUCUUCGGCAACAUUCCUGAUGUCAAAAAGAUCCAUUCGGAGAUGGCUCAGAAGAGGGCUCAGCAGGGCCAAAAUACAGAUCCAAUAUCAAAUGAUUAUAUGUCCCAGCUCUUUCCUCACAUAGACAAAUGGACGGACGAUUACGGUUCAGUAUUCACGUUCACCCUUGGGAACAUGGUAGUUGUAUGCUUAGGGGACUUAGAUGCAGUGAAGGAUUUCUGCCAGAAUAGAUCUCCCGAAUUCGGGAGGUCUUCUUACAUAAAGAAUAGCAGGGGAGUCCUAUUUGGCGAUGGCAUUAUAACUGCAAAAGGAGCAUCUUGGGUUCAGCAGAGGAAGAUCAUUAAUCCUGAGUUCUUUCCAGACAAAGUUAAGGGUAUGAUGAAGAUGAUGAUAGAAUCUGUGACACAAUUGAUGGGAAAAUGGGAAGCCAAGGUCGAAGGAGGAGGUGGGAUUGCCACUCUACAGGUUGAUGAGGAUCUGAGAAAUCUGUCUGCAGAAGUGAUCUCAAAAACUUGCUUUGGAAACAACUACUCUCACGGAAUGGAGAUUUUCUCAAAGAUGUUGGAGAUUCUUGAUUUGCUCAGCAAGCAAUACUCCUCUGUCGGUAUUCCAGGACAAAAAUACAUGCCCACCAAGACAAACCGGGAAGUCUGGAGGCUUGGGAAGGAAGUCAAAAAGUCUAUCAUGAAUCUGAUGAUCAACGAAAACAACGGGAACCCACAGAAUUUUCUAGACGUCCUUACGAAAAACUUCAUUGGUUCCCACAGCAACCGUCAUCUCAUAGUGGACAAUUGCAAGACUAUGUUCUUUGCUGGGCAUGAGACUACUGCAAAUACCAUUUCGUUCACUCUGAUACUCUUAGCACAUCAUGCGGAGUGGCAGAACCGAGCACGGGAUGAGGUGGUUGAGAUUAUUAAAGACGGGAAAAUCCUUACUGCUGAUAUGCUAAACAGAAUGAAAAUUUUAAAUAUGGUGAUAUAUGAGACUCUGCGUUUAUAUCCGCCUGGUCCUUUCAUGGCAAAAGAGACAAGCGAGGAGAUGAAAUUCGGGAAAUUUCUGAUCCCCAAAGGAGUCAAUGUUUGGCUUCCUUUGUCAGCACUACAUCGAGACCCGGCCAACUGGGGAGCUGAUGCAAGUGUAUUCAAUCCAGAAAGGUUCGCGAAUGGGAUCUCUUCUGCAUGCAAGCUCCCUUUUCUUUUCAUGCCCUUCGGAGUUGGAAUACGAACUUGUGUAGGCCAGAACUAUGCCAUGACAGAGCUGAAGAUAGUACUUGCCCUAGUAUUAUCGAAGUUUAGUUUCAGUUUGUCUCCAGAAUACAAGCAUUCCGUGGCAUGCAAGCUGUUCUUUAAGCCCGGCAAUGCAGUUUAUCUCAAGCUAGAGAGAAUCUGACACUUAUUUUCUAUAAUAUACAAAUCAGGACAGCUUUCUUA
Punica granatum (pomegranate) is the source of this 2020-nucleotide messenger RNA. Lineage: Eukaryota; Viridiplantae; Streptophyta; Magnoliopsida; Myrtales; Lythraceae. The record is from RefSeq and is a predicted model, not a curated record.